Messenger RNA from Metopolophium dirhodum (rose-grain aphid), 5212 nucleotides. Its product is annotated as peroxidase-like. Gene Ontology annotation, molecular function: peroxidase activity; heme binding. Gene Ontology annotation, biological process: response to oxidative stress. Bases 210 to 3671 code for a protein of 1153 amino acids. The record is from RefSeq and is a predicted model, not a curated record. The transcript has 17 exons. Lineage: Eukaryota; Metazoa; Arthropoda; Insecta; Hemiptera; Aphididae.
GCCAGACCGAAUAUCACGAACGUCUUGCCGCCAUCAAACCGUAAGCGAUCCAUCAACCGUUCGAUCGUCUUUUGCCAACUGUACGUCUGUAUAUUAUAUCCUUCGCCGCACCAGUGGACCUGAUUUUAUUGUACUCACAUCACACAACCGAAAUCGUCCGAGGACAAUAAUCGCAAAGGCGAUUACGUUCCGAGUGGACGGCCGCCAUCAUGGGGCUGCGAGUGUUCGUGCUGUGUUCUUUCGUCUGGUGUUUCGGAUACGCCGCACAAUACGCGCCGAUCGACGGCGUGGACGGCAACGAUUGCGCCGUCGUGCUCGAAGGAUCGAAACAUUUCAUUUAUAACAGUGGAAAGGGUUCACCGCACCGCUCGGCGGCUCACAUGUGUAUCACGUACGACACGGUUAACAGAGCUUUCCUAGACGUUCAAAACCGCCACACGCUGCUGGAACCCAACGACCAAUGGGGCCCGGUGCACUUUGCUAGACUUGGAGAGUUGCUGCUGGACGUGUCACAAGUGCUCGCAAAAAUGUACGAUUUGAACGCCGACGAUGUGAGCAAAUUCUUACCUGCCAUCGACACGUCUAAGACGCUCAUCCGAAACGUGUGCCCGUCUUGUUUGACAAGGGUGGUGUGCAAACCAGGCAAGUACCGUAGGCCCGACGGGCUGUGCAACAAUGAGGACAACCCGACGUGGGGCGCAACCAUGUCAACGUUCAACAGGUUGAUGCCGCCACGGUUUUCCGACAAGUUGUCUUCGCCCAAGUCGUCGGCUUCCGGUGAACCUCUGCCCAUGGCCAGGGUCGUGUCCCGAACCAUUCACCCUGACGAGGGGCUACACGAGCACGCCGGCACCGUCAUGUUGGUCGCCUGGGGACAGUUUGUGGACCACGACUUGACGCUGACGGCUACUCCGUUGGACCCGGUGAACCGGAACGAACCCGAGGAAUGUUGCGGCCGUCCGGAUCACUUGAAGAACAAAUACUGCUACGAGAUCAAAAUACCGGACGACGAUAAUUUUUACAGGAACCACAACGUCAGGUGUCAGGAUUUCGUGCGAGCGUUUCCAGGUGUCAAGCCUGACUGUAAAUUGGGACCUAGGUCCCCGUUCAACCUACUCACCCCGGUGAUCGACGGCAACACCAUUUACGGAGUGGAUGAAACGUUUUCUCGGUAUCUUAGGUCUGGAUACACGGGACAGCUGAGAAUGAACCCGGCGUUCGCAAAUUUGGGGUUGAAAGAACUGUUGCCUAUGAAAUUAAACAUCCCGGACGAAGGUUGUAUCAGGUCGAAUUCUUCUCAGUACUGUUUUGAAUCAGGUGAAAUUAGAGUGAACGAGCAGCUCGUUCUCGCGUGCAUCCAUACACUGAUGGCGAGAGAACACAAUCGGGUGGCUAAAGAGCUGUCACAAAUAAAUCCGCACUGGAAUGACGAAAUGCUCUAUCAGGAAGCCAAAAGAAUUGCCGUUGCUGAAAUACAACACAUAACGUACAACGAAUUUCUGCCCAUACUUUUAGGCAAAGACGUGAUGGAUAAACAUAGCUUGACGAACAGAAAAAAAGGACAUUGGAACGGAUAUGAUUCAAACGCAAAUCCCAAUAUAUUGGCAGCGUUUUCGGCGGCGGCCUUUCGUUUCGGCCAUUCCCUGCUUCCGAAUGUCAUUGAACGCUGGAGUAAAGCUCACGGUUUUAUCGCUUCCAAGAAGUUAUCUGACUUGAUUCGUCGGCCGUUCGAUUUGUACAGGGCCGGUGCCAUAGACGAGUAUCUGAUGGGCCUCAUGAACCAAGUUGCACAGGCCAUGGACGAUUCAAUAACGCAAGAAGUAACCAACAAUUUGAUCAAAAAGCCGGGCAAAGGGUUCGGCUUCGACCUGGUGUCGUUCAACAUACAGAGAGGCAGAGACUUUGGGUUGCCCGGUUACAUGGAGUACAGACGUCACUGCGGGUUGACCGUGGCCAACAGAUUCGAAGAAAUGGCAGGAUUCAUGCCUAAUUCGACCAUACAACGUUAUCAGACGAUAUACUCAUCACCGUUCGACAUCGACUUGUGGUCUGGCGGAGUGUCGGAAAAACCGGCGCAAGGCAGUGUGGUUGGACCGACGUUCGGUUGCAUAAUUGCAUCUCAAUUCAGUCUGUUGAAGAGGGGCGAUCGGUUUUGGUACGAAUUGCCCGACCAACCGUCUUCGUUCUCACCGGAUCAGUUACAAGAGAUCAGAAACGUCCGGUUGGCGCGUUUGGUUUGCGACAAUACGGACAUCAUAGACACGGUUCAAAUGUAUCCGAUGGUCCUGUCGGAUCACGAACUGAAUCCUAGGGUACCGUGUAGGAGUGGCGUCAUACCUAGGAUGGAUCUGAGCAAGUGGGCCGACUCGACACUGGAUACGGCUGAACCCAACACCAGACUCUCUAACGUAGAGAAAAAUCUCAAAUCUGGUAUGACGGAAGCAAAGAUACAGUUCUGCGACGACUGCAACGCGACAACUGCGGGCACCGGGAUCGGGUUGGCGGAUUCGGGAACGCGGGUGAUCACGAUUAUCGAAGCGACGGACGAGCUGGAUGGCAACGCUGUGAUGAACUCAAAUGCCAUAUUCGGUGGCAACGACAAGAGGAUGAAACGGGGCGUCGAAGCCGCCUCGCUUGCCGGCAACGGGACGGUGGACGCCGACGACGACGACCCGUCGCUGUCCAAAGAGAUGGUGUUGGCCGGGCUGGACGUGCCCAAGGCGGCGCCGAUCAAACGAGACGCGGCCGACGGGCUGCCGGACAUGACGCAAGCCAUCAUGGAGCAGCGCGUCGACUACGAUGUGGACGAGGAGUUCCAGGCGGCCAACGGGCACGGAUUUGAAGCCCCUAGAACCAGGCCGGUGAACAAUUACCGCGGUUACAGCAGCCGCCGCCCCGACGAACACUUGGAAGACGACGGCGAUGACUUUGACGACAGUGACCACAAUUCGCACUACGAGUACGUGCCCAUGGAGUUUGACAACGAGGGCAACCACAGACCACUUACUUUGCCAAACUACUUGGACUCUAAGAAACCCGUCAAGUCCAGCAAGUACGGUGCGUCCAAGGCACCGUCUUAUCCACGGCUGCCUGCUUUCAACGGUUACGGGAGUGGUAGCAGCAGCGAUGCUUCACCGCUGCUGCACGGCCAUGACUUCGUUCCGCUGCGUGGCGGAGGUAGUGGAGGAGGCUUUGGAGGCGUCGGUGGAGGUAGUUCAGCGGCGGGAUAUUCGUAUGGUGUGGGUGGUGGUCUGCAGUCUGACGGCGAAUUUGAUGACUAUCGUGACGUACCGCCGUCGUACUCCGGUCGCCCAUUAUCGGGUGGCAGAGGUGGACCCAAGUCGUUCGUGUCGAUGACUCGCAGCAACUCGGACGAGUCCGAUGCGGGAGACGUAAUUAACAUCGAUCACGGGCGAGGUGCGUAUGACGAUGGUCCGUCACGUGAUUAUCGUGGUUACUCGUCCGCGGACCACGAUUACGAGGACGAUACGUACCGCGGUCACGGGCCCGGGAAGUCGGCACCGAAGUCGCCAUACUUCUAUCGCUCCACCGAUUACGCUCACGAACCAUCAUCGACUUCAGUCCAGUCCAGGAUACACGACGUCGACGUCGAAGGCAAUCCGCUGAAGUCGAAAGCCUACUGGAGAAUGUCGUAUGUGCAGGAUGUUUAGAAACCACACCACGCCGAUCAUCACCUGCAUCUUCGAUCUUCGACCACCACCAACCAGCUGCAUCAGUACUACCACUACCAUCUCUACCAGUCUACCACCAUCAUUAGUUGAGGCUUGACCCACAUAUAUUUAACGACUCUACAAAUAUUUGUUUUUGAGCAACUCUAGUACCUAGGGUACUGGAAAUUAAUUAUUAAAACGCUGAAGCCAAAACAAAAUGUAAAGUGCUGACAUAUCAUUGAACGAAUAUUUUUCAUUUAUUAUUAGAGGAUUAGGCAAAUAUUUUUUUUCAUGGGUUAAGUCGUUCGUUUACAACAACUAUAAACCAUGUGCCUCGUAUAUUAUUUUUGUACCGUAAUAAUCAACACGAUUUUUAUUUUACUCGGAACGAAUGAUUUAUUUCUCGUAUUAUAAUGUUUUAAUAAGCGAACACUGCGUACACGUUACAAAGUAUAAAUCAUAAUAUUUUACUAUCACCAUACAUAAGUGCUGAUUGUGUGACUACUAUACUCUGAAUCGCGGCGUACAUCAUCACUCGAGCUUGUUGAGAAAAGGUGCAAUGGAAUCAAUGUUCUCGCAAUCCGGUAUCAUCUUGCCCUUGAACUUGACGCAGGCGUCUGCGCACAGAGGUCCUUCGAAGUAGUCGCCCAACAUCUUCUUGCACUGAGCACAGUUCCUGAUGCACACGGCCACAUCCGCCAUAUCCGCCGUCGUGUAACCUACGAUUCCGAUCAACACCAACGUAGCGGCGGCGGCCAGGAAGGCGAUUUUCUUUGACGGAGUGUUCAUCGUUUGAGUUUUCUUCUGAAAAAAAAAGAACAAUCUAUACACCACCGUCGACGACUAUAAUAAAUCUUGCUCUGGGAAAAACCGCAGCCCGACACUCACCUUUGAGAUAUCGUAAAAGCUAUUCUUGCGCUAGUCGUAGAUCCUCGUAAGUCUGCAGAACGUAAGACACUGACGAAAUCGGCACCGGCACUGGUCAUUUUAUACUCAGGAUUUAUUAUAAUUCAAUCGAGUUUUUCGUUUUAAAAAUGUCCGCUGCCCACUGGCUUUUAGUUAAUUUGAUAUAAUAUUAUGUUUGUCUGCGGGGAGUAUCGUUAAUAUAAUAUUGUAUCAUCGAAAUUGGGCCAAUUUAAUUAUUCUGGUGCGUUGGACGCGUCCAUUACCGAAAAUUGUGUUCGCAGUUUUAUUAAAUAGCUACCUAUACAGAAGUGUAAGAGUGAUUCAAAUUAUAGUAAUAUCACAUACAAAUAUAAAUGAUAAUAUGCGUUGUGAUAAUAUAUCGCAACAUCAUUUUUUACCAAGAUUUACUGUCGAUUACAAAUAUUACUUUUUAAUUGGUCGCGUGUCUUAGAAUAGUCGACAAACAAUAUUUAUUAUUUUCAUUAUUAUUAUUAUUAUUAUUAAUUAUUAUUAAAAGGAUGCAAUCUACCUAUUUUUAUAUUUUUAUAUUGUCAAUGGCUGACAUUUUUAUUAUUCUUUAAUAUAUUAUGUACUUUUUAUUUUUUAUUUGUCAAUAAAAAUGUGAUAAUUGUUGA